AUGGACAACCCACCAUAUCCAAGACUCCAAGAAGUGGACUCGCUCGAAGCCACCGUUAUUAUCGACAAUGAACUCGACCCCAUGUCGCCUGCGGCGCCCGACACUGUCCGGUUAACGGGCCAAAUGAGCAGCCUCAUUUUCACCCCGGGCAAUGAAAUCACGGAUCGCGGUGAUGCAAGCAGAGAGCUAAAAAUGGGCGAUAUCUGCUGCGCUGCACAUGGAUUAUCCAUUCUGGUGACGGCAACAAAAGGAGACAAGAAGCAUUCUGUUCUCUUUGAUGUCGGCCCCGAAGAAGACGUAUGGGAACGCAACGUGAAGCGAUUACGUCUGGAUCUUGCUUCCGUGGAAGUUAUCCAGCUUUCACAUUGGCACCGGGAUCACUCAGGCGGUCUUCUUCGAGCCAUCCGUAUGAUAAAGGAUGCCAAAAGGGCUCAAGGACUUCCAGACGAUCUUGUGGUAGACUUGCAUCCCGAUCGGCCCGCUUAUCGGGGUAUGGCUGCUGCCGAAACGAUUGUCUCUCUCGAAGCGGAUCCCACCUUUGCAGAAAUCACCGGCGCAGGCGCCGUGGUAAACAAGAGCAGCAUAUCCCACGCUAUCCUCGACGACAUGUUUCUCGUCUCAGGCGAGAUUCCACGGGUAACGCCGUACGAAACUGGUUUGAGAGGCGCCGUGCGCUUUGAUCCCGAAACGAAGGAGUGGACAUCCGACGAGCAGAUCGCCGACGAGCGCUUUCUCGCCGUCAAUCUCAAAGGGAAUGGCCUCGUCGUAUUCACAGGCUGCAGCCAUGGCGGUGUGAUCAAUGCCUCAAAGCAUGCACUCGAGCUUGUGCCCAGAAACACCUUGUUGCACGCCGUCGUGGGCGGCUUCCAUCUCGCCACAAGUGACGAGCUACAAGUCCAGAAGACAGUCGCAGACCUCAAGCGCCUAGAUCCCGCUGUAUUGAUGCCGGGCCACUGCUCUGGCUGGCGAUCCAAAUUUGCCAUUGAGAAGGCCAUGCCAGGGACUCUUGUGCCAUGCACAGUUGGUGUCAGUAUCACCUUCUAG
This is a messenger RNA of Penicillium verhagenii, 1044 nucleotides long. Its product is annotated as MBL fold metallo-hydrolase. The record is from RefSeq and is a predicted model, not a curated record. The transcript has 4 exons. Gene Ontology annotation, molecular function: transferase activity. Lineage: Eukaryota; Fungi; Ascomycota; Eurotiomycetes; Eurotiales; Aspergillaceae. Bases 1 to 1044 code for a protein of 347 amino acids.